AUGACAGCGGCAGCGGCGGUGGUGUGCUUUGUUCAUGGCUGGAUACAGUGGUGGCAACAAGCUGAUCGGGUUGUGGUGUUGCAGGUUUCUGACUUUGGCAGAGGCGGAGGCGUUGGGGCAAGUUUGAACGCUUUCAUCUCACCAGCAAGCUACUUUCCCACAUCACUAAAGAGAUACCUGUCCACGUUUCAUGCCGGCCGCUGCACCUUUACCAUGGUCGCGGAAAGCGCGCGUGAUGGGGAGCAUUGCAAUGACCCCGUAGAGGUCCGACCAAGUCACGUUCCCGCUGGCGCCCGCAGUCAAGACAUUUUCCAGAUUUACUGUCUUCUACGAAUGGUCCUCUACUCCCUCUCCUUCUUUAUUUACGUCUCCGCACAAAUUGUCGAUGAGAAUGACAACAAUCGCAACCGAUUUGCCUUUCUCAUUGGCAACCUCGAGUCAAUUCUUAUCAUCCUGGUGUUCUUGGCCUUGGGUGACACCAUCUUGCGUGCUUGGGCUCGUCGCGUCCUCACGGGCAGCGAUAUUAUCAACCUCGUUCUUGUUGUGUUUGCCAUUAUCCGCCUCUCUGGAGCAAUUCGGGGCCUAAAUGGAGGCCAACUGAUUGUUCCGACCUUUUUGCACAUCUGGAAUCUUCGUGAUGCCUUCCUCAAUCUUCUUCAGGCAUACUUUCAGUCGCGUGAGAGCGACGAGGAAGAAGCUGCAGAUCGCAUCAUCAGCCUGGUCAACCUUGCGGUGACCCUGGUGUGCAUCAUCCUCACGGCCGCUGCUGGCGUGGAGCAUCUUGAGAAGGAAAGCGAUACCGAUUUCAAUUUCUUCACGGCUAUAUGGUUUACGGUCGUGACCUUCUCUACCGUCGGCUACGGUGACUUUUCUCCAGUGACCUAUCUUGGCCGACUCUUUGUCAUGGGCAUGAUCGUCGUCACUCUCAUCAUUCUACCAGACAAGUUCUCCCAAAUCAGUGCUGUGCAAGAGGAUCGCAAGGCCAAGGGUGGUGCUUAUCGUAAACCUACGCCUUGGAGUGCCAAGCACAUUGUCUUGAUCAUGGGUGACGCCAACAUGCAGACCCUCGAGGAUGCUCUGGACCAGCUGCUCUAUCACUCCAUUGGCGAGCGCCCCAAUAUAGUCGUGCUCUGCCCCUAUCGCAUCACCGCAGACAUGCACCUGCUUCUCUCGCGCCCAGUGUACCGUGAUGUGGUCAAAUAUAUCGUUGGCUCUGCGCUCGUUCGCCAGGACCUCAGCCGCGUUGCUCUCAAGGACGCGUGCGCCGUUUUCAUCCUCGCGGAACGUGGUGGCGAUCCCAUGGAGCUGGAUCGGCGCACCGUCCUCCGCGCCUGGGCCGUCAAUGAUUAUCAUCCGGAGAGCAACCUCUUUGUUCAGAUAUUCUUGCUUGAAAACAUCAAGCAUGUCGCGUUUGCGCAGGCCGUCCUGUGCAUGUCCGAACUUCGUUUCUCCUUACUGGCUAAUACGGCACAGUGUCCCGGUGCUACCUCUCUCAUCACUAGCAUUGCACACGGUGGCACCAAGAUUAAGCCCAUUGACAACGAGCAAGCCAAGGACAUUCUCGACGUGUACGAAAGCGCCGCUGCAAACGAAUACUAUCAAGCGCUCAUCGACGACUCGCCCGUCUUCAAACGCUACAUCAACCAAAACUUCUACGAAGCCGCCUCCGAUCUGGUUGAGAAGAAGAUUUGCUUGGUAGGAAUUUUGCGCAACAGCGAAAUUCAGCUCAACCCGGGUGCAAAUUAUCAGCUUCUCAAGGGCGACAUUUGCCUAUACAUUGCUCGCGCUCGUGACGUGGACAUGAUUAUCCUUGAGACGGAUCGUUUGGCGGCAAGUGCCGAGGCUUACCGUGUCCCACGUGGCUCGAAAAAGCGCAAAGCACCACGGCCUGGUUUUGAUGGGUCAUCCCAUGGAACGGGUCCGGAACCCCAGCCUCAGCCCACUUCCACCUCCUUGCCUGCACCGUUGGAGUCUCGUGAGUCGGAUACUUCGUUGCAAAGCCUACCGAACGCCGAUAACGCCUCGCCUCAACCCGAAGCAGGCAACAAUCGACCUCUAUCACCCGUUGCCGAGGUAUCAGAGGAGAACUCCAAUGACUCGCCGCCAAACCAUGAGCAUCCUGCGUCGGAGCAGCACCAGGAGGCCGUGCAUGAGACGCUUGCGAAUCGAGGCCUUUCAAGUGCGGACUUUGAGGUGGUCCAUUACCCUGAUCCCUCAAGCCAGCUACCCACCAUCUCAGAGGCCUCUGGUGAAGGCAAGCGGCUCUCCCGUCAAAGAAGCAUUCAUAGCGCCUCGGAUGACCCCGUGUUUCAGCCUGAUUCGCCACAUGAGAUGCAAGCAGAAGAUGACCCCAAGGACUCAGUUGGCGCAGCUUCUGUGCCAUCGUCGGGCAACCCGUCGACCAGCAGCUUUGUAACGGCCGCGACUGACCCAGUCGCCCUCCCAAGUGCCUCGUCCUUUGGUAACCCGGCUGUUGUGGCACCGGCAGAAGACGUGGCGAGCCUGAUCGAACGAGACACGGCCCUGAGCGAUAGCUUUUUCCCUCCUGAGCGCCCGCAGCCAGACCCAGCAAAGGCAGGCGCCAUUUUACAUCCGGUGGACAAAUCACAUCACAAGACCGCAUCAGCUCCCUCAGACUUUGCGAAUGCCAAAGAUCUCGCGCGGCAGCGUGCUCGCACCAUGCGCCGCUCCAGCUCCUUCGGUGAGGUGGUUCGCCUCCGCAAGACCCAGAACGACGAGGCUGAGGCGAACAUGGAUUACAUUGUUGUCCAGGUCAAACUCAAGCAUCACGCCAUGUAUCACGGCAGUCCAGACCACGAGUGCCACUUUGUUGAGUAUCACAGUCAGACUGGUGAUGCCCGCCAGCUUGUUGUGCGGACUGCACGCCCCAUGAGUGAUUUGAAGCUCUCCGAGGUGCAUCUGCGCGUCCACGCGCCUGUUCAACAGACAAAGCGUUCGGCGCAGAAGGCUGCCAACAUAACCUCCGAGUACCUUGAGUCACGUGAAAGGCGGUUGCAAGAGUUUGUCAUCGUACAAUUGCCGGAAGGUGAAGCCAUUGGCAGUGGAAUUUAUCAUUUGAUUCGCGUCAUGCGAAGCGCCUCGCUGGACCCCGAACGCCUUGCCCCCCUUGUCUUGCUCGUUCGUGACGAGAACAGCAUCCCAGAGCGCCUCAAACGGUUCAUGGUCCUGUUUCCCUUUGUCUACUUUUUGGAGGGUAACCUGGACCAGCCACGUUCUUUGCUGCGCGCGUGCCUGAGGGGUGCCAAACUCGUCCUGGUCCUUGCCAACUAUGGCGAUACUCGUUCCUUGGAAAGCCGCAUGAUCGAUAGCGAGAAUAUCCUGACAACACAAAACACACAGGCCGUCUUUCCCCAAGUUGAGGUUCUGACUGAGCUGACGCAGAAAGCCAAUGUGCGCUUCAUUCGUUUCACAGCCCUUGACCCUGAUGACUAUCGGCUUGCACAAGGCGAAGGGUUGGCAAGCGAGGAUAAUGCAGGAUCCAGCAACCAGCCAUCGGUGCACCGACGCUUGAGCACUGGCUCUCGCCAGCAUGCCGCAGGGCUGGGUCUGGCUUCGGAGCCUGAGAAUGCCACCAUCACUGAGCGGGGUCGAACCCGUGCCGUUUUGCGCGCGUCGGCUGAAGCUGCCUGGCGUACUCGCUAUGAGCGGUUGAUCAAAGGAGCGGGAGGCUACAUUUUCCGCCUCUCGUUUGCUUCAGGCAAAGUGUUUACUGCCGGCAUGCUUCAUUCCCUGCUUUUUCAAAGCUUGCAGCCAGCUAAAAAGCAUGUGAUCCCCUUUUUUCGCAACAUGUUGGGAUGUGACGAUUCGCCGACACACAUCCGACUUGUAACCCUGCAACACGAUCUGCUAUCGUACUGGCGGAUCAAGGACUAUGGCGAUGUGUGCCGAUACUUCAUUCAGCGCAAGCGUGAGAUUGUGCUUGGUGUCCAGGUGACGCGCCGCGUUCAAACGCAGAUCAUGCAACACAACUCGUCAGAUGGGGAGGCUGGCAACAAUGACAAGGAGAGCAAGGGCCACUCGAGACCCAACCAAGAACGCCGACACCAUCAUGGGCGCCGCUUGUACAUGCGCGGCGACUCGCACCGUCAUCAUCCAUCUGAAUACUGGAAUAUGCACAUGCAUACGGGGGGUGCCUUGGGCAAAAUCACGCUCACCAUGCCCAACCCAGAUGACGAAAUGCCCAUCAAACCGGGGGAUCGGGUCUACGUGCUUCAGCGCCGCCACCACUUUCACAAUUCAGAUCGUGAUGGUGGUGAGAGCGUGAGUGUGCCUCAAAAGGCAGUGCUGAACUGGAUGCGGCGUGACAAUGACGAUAAAACUGGCGACGAGCGGGCCUUGUUGUCAGCACGCAAGUAUGCAAGAAUUUGGAAGCGAAAGGCGCUCAAGCGAUCUCGCUCUAUUUCAGACCCACGACACCCUAGCCCUGCCGCAUUGAACAACCAAGAGCCCAUCAGCCCACGCCGGAGUCGCUCUUCCAUGAAAGUGGUGUCUAGUGUCUGAUUCAAGCUACAAUAACGCCUUCAAAUCUUAUGGAGAUUGCUGGUUUGCUACGGGAGCUUCGUUUUCCCGUGACGAGCUCGUCCAUGAAUUUACAUGUUAAUCC
This is a messenger RNA of Monosiga brevicollis MX1, 4624 nucleotides long. RefSeq lists its product as uncharacterized. Gene Ontology annotation, cellular component: membrane. The transcript has 19 exons. The coding region runs from base 1 to 4521 and encodes 1506 amino acids. The record is from RefSeq and is a predicted model, not a curated record. NCBI's taxonomy places the organism in Eukaryota, Choanoflagellata, Craspedida, Salpingoecidae. Gene Ontology annotation, biological process: potassium ion transport. Gene Ontology annotation, molecular function: intracellular sodium-activated potassium channel activity.